Molecule: messenger RNA, 3343 nt
Organism: Sesamum indicum (sesame)
Lineage: Eukaryota; Viridiplantae; Streptophyta; Magnoliopsida; Lamiales; Pedaliaceae
Gene: MEE40
Product: Pentatricopeptide repeat (PPR) superfamily protein
Molecular function (GO): protein binding
Source: RefSeq, a predicted model, not a curated record
UACAAAGUGCAAAACGACCUUGGGGUUUCUUGGUCUUAACCCUAUUAAAAAAUACCGAAGAUUUUUUUCGUUUUCCACUGAGAUUUAACAAGUGGGAAUGUUAUCCUGGUGGUUACAGUGGUAAGCUUGGGAUCAACGGAGUUCUUCCCCUCUGCUACCCCUGCCCCUUCCGGCUCCUGCAUCCAAGAAAUUUUAUCCAGUUGAGGUUUUUCGUGCUUCCCAUCUGGUCCUGAAGUAAUACUCUUGUUCCCUUUUUCCUCCUAGCUCAGUCUCAGUCUACUUCUAGGUUGCGUUUAGAGGUCUCUAGGUGCUUUUUCUUGCACACCAGAUGUUUGUUUGAUCGCUGGAAUGGCUUUCUCAUCUUGCCUGAAGUGCCACCCGUGGGCUCCUUCUCACAAUCCGAACCUCCCCUUUCUUUUUCAUCAGAAUUCAGAACCCGCAAAAGUAACUUCACUCCCGUUUCCACGAAUUAAUGUAAGGCAGCCUUCGGGACUCUCAUGUGCCGUUUCGUCGGGUCUUUCAAGCAUUUCACUUUCUCCAGACUUUAGCCCAAAGCAACUUUUGGACACUCUUCGUUGCGAAGAGAAUGAAACGUCGGCUCUCCGGAUUUUUCAAUGGGCGUCCAAGCAACCAAAUUUUGUACCCACUUUGCCUGUAUAUGAGGAAAUCCUUCGAAAGCUUGGGAAUGUGGGGUCUUUUGAUUCGGUGAGGGAGGUCUUGGAUGAUAUGAAGCAUUCAAAAUUUGAGGUUAUUGAAGGUAUUUUCUUUAUUUUAAUUGAUAGUUAUGCGAAAUUUGAGUUAUAUGAUGAAGCAGUUGGAGUUCUUGAGUUGAUGGAGAAAGAGUUUGGAGUGGAGCCAGGAACUCAUACCUAUAACUUCUUGCUGAAUGUUCUUGUUGAUGGAAAUAAGUUGAUACUUGUAGAAAGCGUGCAUUCUAAGAUGCUGAAUGAUGGUGUGAAGCCUGAUGUUUCGACGUUUAAUAUAUUGAUAAAGGCCCUAUGUAAAGCACAUCAAAUAAGGCCUGCAAUUUUGAUGAUGGAGGAGAUGCCCAACUAUGGUUUAGAGCCAGAUGAGAAAACUUUCACGACGAUAAUGCAGGGUUAUAUUGAGGAAGGCAACCUUAGUGGAGCUUUAAGGGUUAGAGAACAAAUGGUGGCAGCUCAAUGUGCGUGGACCAAUGUGACGAUAAAUGUCCUGAUAAAUGGGUUUUGCAAAGAGGGCAGGAUUGAGGAAGCUUUGGUAUUUGUGCAAGAGAUGGUUAACGAAGGGUUUUGUCCAGAUCACUUUACAUUCAAUACUUUGAUAAGUGGUUUGUGCAAAGUGGGACAUGUGAAUCAUGCUCUGGAGAUAUUAGAUUUGAUGCUCCAAGAAGGCUUUGAUCCUGAUGUGUUCACGUAUAACACUGUGAUAUCUGGACUUUGUAAAAUGGGUGAAGUUGAAGAGGCAAUGGAAGUUCUCAAACAGAUGCUUUCAAGAGAUUGUUCUCCAAAUGCAGUCACAUAUAAUACCAUUAUUAGCACCUUGUGUAAAGAGAACCAAGUGCAAGAAGCUACUGAGCUUGCACGUGUUCUAACAAGCAAGGGUGUUAUGCCUGAUGUGUCUACAUUUAAUUCUCUUAUACAAGGGCUGUGCUUAGCUAGCAACUUUACCAUGGCAAUGGAAGUAUUCUUGGACAUGAAGGCAAAAGGAUGCCAACCAGAUGAGUUUACUUACAACAUAUUGAUUGACUGCCUUUGCACCAAAGGCAAGCUUGAUGAAGCCCUGAGACUCCUUAAAGACAUGGAAUCAAGUGGCUGCGCAAGAAAUGUAGUAACUUAUAACACACUGAUUGAUGGGUUCUGCAAAAGUAAUAAAAUUGAAGAGGCAGAGGAGAUAUUUGAUCAGAUGGAACUGCAAGGGGUCUCGCGAAAUGUAGUGACAUAUAACACCCUUAUUGAUGGUCUAUGCAAGUGCAAGAGGGUGGAAGAGGCUGCUCAGCUUAUGGACCAGAUGAUAAUGGAAGGAUUGAAACCUGAUAAAUUCACCUAUAAUUCCCUCCUUUCUUACUUUUGCAGAGCAGGAGAUAUAAAGAAAGCAGCAGAUAUCGUUCAAACAAUGACCUCAAAUGGGUGUGAGCCAGAUGUUGUGACCUAUGGGACCCUGAUUCAGGGACUGUGUAAAGCUGGUAGGGCUGAGGUUGCAACACGGCUUCUCAGAAGUAUCCAGAUGAAAGGACUGAUUUUGACUCCCCAUGCUUAUAAUCCUAUACUCCAGGCACUUUUCAAAAGGAAAAGAAUUAAAGAAGCCAUGCGACUCUUUAGGGAAAUGGAGGAGAAGAGUGAUCCUCCUGAUGCUAUUUCAUAUAAAAUUGUUUUCCGAGGACUUUGUUCUGGUGGUGGUCCAAUUGGAGAAGCUGUUGAUUUUGCCCUUGAAAUGGCCGAGAAAGGAUAUCUCCCAGAAUUUUCUUCAUUCUAUAUGCUUGCUGAAGGGCUUUGUGCUUUAAACAUGGAGGAAACUUUAGUGAAACUCAUUGACAAGGUAAUGAUGAAAGCAAAAUUUUCGGAGAGUGAGGUAGCCAUGAUAAUGGGAUUCCUCAAAAUCCGUAAAUUUUCAGAUGCAUUGGCUGUUUUUGGCCGUGUUUUGAAUAGCCGAAAACCCAGAAAAGGUUACUGGUGAACAGAAAAAUUGGUAACAUUAUGCAACCAGUAGUUUCUCCACACUUCCUUGGCAGUUUCUUGAUGCAAGAGAAAGAAUCUUAAGCCUGGGGGAAGAAAUAGAAGGGAAUGCUGACUCUAUAAUAUGAAAGAAGACGCCUUAUCUUUUCUUGGGGUUAAGAGAUGUAGAUGGCAUCCGAUUUUCUUUUGGUCCAGGAAUUACGAUCGAUGCUUGCACAAUGCUGGGGAAUCUUCUAGCAUCCUCUGUUAUUUCUUUUAAUUGAUUUAUUUGCAACAACUGUUACUCAAAUUGUCAUAACUGAAAAUUGCUGUUGAACUGAGUAUAGUUGAUUAGUUUCUCUCUGAGAGACAACUUCAAAGUAGUGUUUCUUUAGAGGUAGCUAAUGAGCAUCCCUUCCUCUCAGCCUUCAAAAUGUGAAAGUAAUUACUCUCUCCUUUCCCUCCCUUGACUUCCCUGUCCUAAAGAGACCUCCACGCCACUCUAAUGAGGCAUUGCAAGUGUAAAAGCAGCUGAGUGAACAUGUACACUACGAUGAGUGUUCUGUAAGUUACUUUUCUGAAGUUACCUUAUGCAGAGCUUAUGUUUGCUCAAAAUAUUUGAACUGUUAGCAUAGCUUUGCUUGAGAAGUUGUAUGAAGAAUUGUUGACAUUAAGCAACCACAUUUCUUGAAUCGAUUAUCAUUUGGGUU